AGAAGAAGCUCGCGUCUAGAAGGGCAAGGCGAUGGGGCGAGCUGACGAGCCGGCGAAUGAGGCCUUCCAGACCAAGGAGUACUGGGAUGAGCGGUACGCGGCCGAAGGCCCCGACGAAGACUUUGACUGGUUCAAGACGUAUGAAGAUCUCGAACCGAUCCUGUCCGAGUUGAUUCCCGACAAGAAUGCGCGGGUGCUCAUGCUGGGUUGUGGCAACAGCACAUUGUCGGUCGACAUGGCCACGCAUGGCUACGCGAACAUUGUCAACAUUGACUACUCCGAGGUGCUCAUUGACAAGAUGCAGCGGCGAUACCCCUCGCUGGACUGGAGAGUGCAUGAUGUCCGCCAGCUAAAGGAGCUGGACCACGAGGGGUCCUUUGACGUCGUCAUUGACAAGGGCACGAUGGACGCCCUCAUGGCCGAAAAGGGCUCCGUGUGGGACCCGUCCGAGACGGUGCGGAGCAACGUGCAGGCGGAGAUCGACGGCGUCGUCUGGCUGCUCAAGCCGCACACCGGCGUCUUUCUCUACCUGACGUGGAUGCAGCCCCACUUUCGGCGGCCCUACAUCGAGAGACGCGAGCGGUGGAGUGUCGAGACGCGGACGAUGGGCGACGCCUUUCACUACUUUUUGUACAUUGCCAAGAUGCUGUAGCACUAUCACUACUACUACUACUACUACUACUACAUGAC
Acaromyces ingoldii is the source of this 690-nucleotide messenger RNA. Its product is annotated as S-adenosyl-L-methionine-dependent methyltransferase. The transcript is spliced from 5 exons. The coding region runs from base 32 to 652 and encodes 206 amino acids. Lineage: Eukaryota; Fungi; Basidiomycota; Exobasidiomycetes; Exobasidiales; Cryptobasidiaceae. The record is from RefSeq and is a predicted model, not a curated record.